AUGAUUGAUAUGAACGGUCAAAGACAAUCUUUUUUAUCACCUGUAUCUGGUACAGUUACUAAAUUGUAUAUUCAUGAACUGGAUACUCUUUCGUAUGGUUCAAUCAUUCUUGAAUAUGAAGAAUGUCGACAUACGAUCACUUUUAAAAAUCUGUGUAGUGAUUGUGGUAUCGAUUUAAAUCAAUUGAAAAAUGCUUUGUCAGCAUUAAAAUGUACAAAAUCUGUGAUAUCAAUGGAACCUUCAUUUCCAACAGUAAAAAUUACUGCAGAAGAAGCUUUGAGAUUCGAUAAUGAAGAGCGUAAUUAUCUUCUUCGUAAACGUAAAUUGCAUUUAUUGGUUGAUCUCGAUCAGACUCUGGUUCAUACGACAAAUUCUAGAAUUCACUAUCCGUCUUCAUCAGAUGUGAUUGCUUAUCAACUAAACACUCCAACAUCACAAACAUUCUAUACGAAAUUACGUCCAGGUGUCCAAGAAUUUCUGACAAAUCUUCGACCAUUCUAUCAAUUUCAUAUAGUUACUUUUGGUGAUCGACCGUAUGCACAUACUAUAGCUAAACUAAUCGAUCCAAAUGGAACAUUUUUUUCCCAUCGAAUCUUAUCGCGCAAUGAAUGUCUUAGUUUGACAGAUAAAACAGCCAAUUUGAGUAGUCUCUUUCCUUGUAGUGAUUCGUUAGUCUGUAUGAUAGAUGAUCGUGACGAUGUUUGGAAUUACGCUCCAAACCUAGUUCAUAUCAAACCGUAUAUAUGGUUCAAAGAUGUUGGUGAUAUAAAUGCUAUCCAUCUUCCAUCAUUAUCAAUCUCUCAUUCCCAAAUGGUUUCAUCAAUUAGUGAACAGAUCGAGAAUAGCGAAGACCGACAGCAAUCAAGUGAAAAACGUAAAUUCAAUAAGCAGAGCGAUAAAUUAAGUAAAAGAUUCAAAGAAAACAAUUCCCAUGAAGUUGUGGAUACUGAUCUCUAUUUAUACCAACUAGAAAUUAUUUUAAAACAUAUCCAUACGAUAUUCUAUACAGCUUAUGAUCAAUGGAUUCAAGACAAACAUGGGAUCAUGCCAAAUUUGAAGCAAAUUAUGCCUAAUGUUCGUCGACAAGUACUCAGUUCCGUAUCUCUGUGCUUCUCUCAUUUAAUGCCAAAAAAUUAUCCCAUAGAAAAACAUCGUGCAACAAUUAUGGCUAAAACGAUGGGAGCAACAGUUACUCAUGAUCUGCAAUAUGAUCGGAAUGGCAACAUUCAAACAACGCAUGUCAUUGCUGGAAAACAAACGAUGAAAGUCUAUCAAGCUCUACAACAUAAUAUAAAAGUUGUCACACCAGAAUGGCUAAUUGAUUGUUAUGAACGAUGGGAAAAGACACCAGAAGAAAACUAUAUUCUCAUGUCAGAUUAUGAUGUUCGUAAAUCAAGAUUGUUCACAGAAGAAACUCCUCGAGUAUCUAAACGACGUUAUUGUGAUAUGCAACAUGAAGUAUCUGUUGUCACUCAACCAUCAUCUUGGUGUGAACAAAUAACCACUAAUCGAAAACAAUCUCAAACAAACAAUAGUAAACUUUCAAAUAAGAUUCCAAUGGAUCAUUCAUUCGACCAGUAUACCUUCAAUAUGAGUGCUGACGAAUGUUUUGAUGUGGAAAAAGAAGUGAAUGAAUUAUACAUUGGAGAUGAUGACGAUUCUGAUGACACACAUCCACAACCAUUGAAACGGCAACGCACAGCAACACCUGCAAAGACUCUCGACACAAAUAUCGACGAUAAUGAUGAUGGUUUCGAAUCGGACUCAACGAGUAUGCAGAAAUUGUACGAUUUAAUUUCCGGCAAGAGAGAUGACAAUAGUUCAGAUGAAGAGAGUCUUGGUGAUGAUGAUGUACCUCGAGGUUGGAAAAAAGUCUACAAAAAGAAAUGCUAA
Molecule: messenger RNA, 1893 nt
Organism: Rotaria sordida
Lineage: Eukaryota; Metazoa; Rotifera; Eurotatoria; Philodinida; Philodinidae
Source: the annotation of a GenBank genome assembly